This is a messenger RNA of Scophthalmus maximus (turbot), 1132 nucleotides long. It is a transcript of the gene fkbp1b, whose product is annotated as FKBP prolyl isomerase 1B. The transcript has 4 exons. The record is from RefSeq and is a predicted model, not a curated record. Lineage: Eukaryota; Metazoa; Chordata; Actinopteri; Pleuronectiformes; Scophthalmidae. Gene Ontology annotation, molecular function: peptidyl-prolyl cis-trans isomerase activity. Bases 157 to 483 code for a protein of 108 amino acids.
AUCGCGUCUGGCCGCUGCUACGGGUCGGUGGUGGUGCUCGGGGAGUGCAUGGUUACCGCCGACACAGCCCGACUUGUCGCCGCAGAACGGGUCCCGCUGGUGGUCGAGAGGGGCUUUCUCCUUGUCGUCAGGCUGGUACUUUGAAGAAGCACAAUCAUGGGCGUGGAGGUCGAGACCAUAUCUCCCGGCGACGGAAGAACCUUUCCAAAGAAGGGCCAGACAUGUGUUGUCCAUUACAUAGGUAUGCUGCAGAAUGGGAAAAAGUUUGACUCCUCUCGAGACAGGAACAAGCCAUUCAAGUUCAAGAUUGGACGCAUGGAGGUCAUUAAGGGCUGGGAGGAAGGAGUAGCACAGAUGAGCCUGGGUCAGAGGGCUAAAAUCACUUGCACACCAGAUAUGGCUUACGGAGCGACGGGCCACCCCGGAGUCAUCCCCCCCAACGCCACACUUAUAUUCGACGUGGAACUGCUCAAGCUGGAGUGAUACGUUGGGUUUCACAGAGUUUGCAUCCGCCACAACCUGUUUCCACAGGGCGCUGCCUCCCACCAUCCACCCGCUCUAUCUAUGAUUUCUACAGUCCUCUUCAGUUCAAUAUUUAAACGUUUUUACUGCUGCUUUUUUGCCAUCAUGUCAUAAUAAAGACUGCAAGGAAAUGUUCAAACCAUGUAUGACUUCCAACACACCACACUUUGGUUUGUCAGUUUGUUAGAGAUGCUUUUUUGUUUGUUUAUUGUCAUUCGAAGUUGUACAUUUUGUUGAACCAAGAGGAAACCAGUCGGUUGACGAAAAAAAGCCGCACUUCAUUGCAAAUCGAAACAUACUGCCUUACAGUUUCAGCGGCAGAGGAGGGUUACCCGUGUUCUAAGUACAAUACCUCUGCACUGUAUUUUAACUGGGCAUUAUUUACUGCUGUCUGCAUUGCCACUUUGGUUAAGGUCUGUCCCGCUUAAUGCCCUGAAUGAUGUGGCCGUGUUUAGUAUAUUUUAUAUCCCUCAAACAAAUACUGCAAUUGUACCCUGUCAAAUCGUAACCCAAUCCAAUACUGUGCCGAACACUGUAACAGCCACUGCUACUGCCGUGACAGUUUAUCGACCAACUCUUGAAAUAAAAAUGGCAUGUACUGUGUUGAGAA